UGUGUUUCGAUCGCUGUUCCCACUCGCGACCGCAGCCACAACCAAUUUCGCUCUGCAAGCAGCUGUAAGCAGAGGACUGAAAACUCCUCUGGGCGCCGACCGCGCUACAGCAAAGCUCUCUCCAAACGCCAUCGCCACACCACAUAAAAGAUGCCGGCCGCGUCCCCCGCCAUGUUGCUGUGGUGGCUCGCCGCGUCGCUGAGCAGCGCGGUUUAUUUUCACCCGGAAGUGAUGCUCGACGAGCGGACGGAUUUGAGUCGCUUUGUUAGAUCGUUGCACGUGACGACGUGCGCGGCCAUGGCGUCGUUGGCCGUGGCUGCGUUGUUCCCGUCGCGCAUCGACGUGGCGUUAUCGUGUGCCGGCGAUGCGCCUGAAGCAUUGAGGUGUCUGACGGCCUACGGCUUGGUGUACGUCUGUGGGUUAUUGUGUUUGUUGCUCGAGACUUUAUUGAGGCACGGCUUAUUCUCAAGAGCUUGUGCGAUGCGGAUAUCGCAGGCGGCCCUCGCGUCGCUCUUUGGGCAAGUAGUUAGUCAUAGAGGCGAGCUGCUCUGCGCCGCACAACGAAGCGGCGAGACGCCGCGCGCGCGCAUGACGUUCUGCGCCGUCUACGCCUGGGCCGCGCUCGCCUUCCAGCUGUGCAACCGCAUCGAGGCGUCGUUGGAUGAUAGGGCACUCGAUGGUGAGAGCGACGACGACUUUUCCGACGACGACGACGUCGAGGCGGGCGACUUCGUCGCCGACGCGGCGGCGGGCCUGAAGGCGGCCAUGUCGACCGUCGAGAACGACCUCCGAUCGACCAUCAAGGGGGAUAAGAAAUAUUAAUGAACA
Molecule: messenger RNA, 828 nt
Organism: Pelagomonas calceolata
Lineage: Eukaryota; Pelagophyceae; Pelagomonadales; Pelagomonadaceae
Source: the annotation of a GenBank genome assembly